UAAUAUUCAGCACAUUUUUCUGUAUUGUAUACACGUUAUUGUGCGUGAAAACGGGUUUUUUCCCAAUACCAAUAAGCUAAUGAUUUAGCUAUUUGGAAAAUAUAGAUAACAAACUGUGUUAUUAAAAUCAAAUAACACGUUAUUAAAACUUAAGAAAAUUACUAUGCCACUGACGAAUGUAAAAAUAUUUUGUGAUACGUCUACCAACAAUUAAAGACUAUAUUUAACAGAAAGUUUUUAUCAAUAAUUCACUUGGACUAUCUCACCUGAGAAUUCGUUGUACUAACAACUUAGUACGUCAAUAGUUUAUUCAUUAAAAAAAAAGUUGUACUGAAUGGACUAGAACUUCUAAGCAUGCCGAAAAUCAAAAUUCAACGACAUAUGGUCAAAUGUUUAAUUCAUGCAAUGAAGGGUUAAAAUGCAUAAUUUCCCACUUUUUUGUAGUAUAAAAGUAAUAUGUGUCUCAAUGAAAUAUAAAACAGAUGGGUCAUAUCUAAAAGAGAAUUUCUAACUAUUAUUGUACUAAACAUUGAUUUCAAAAAAAUAAAAUUUAUCUUGGAUGUUAUUACUUCAAACGACACCGAUAAUAAAAUGGAAUUAUUAACUAUCCUAAAUUUAUUACACUCGAUUACUUUUAAAAGCCAAAAAAUAUACGGUAUCAUACUUUCAAUAAGUUUGUAUACAUUUGUAUUUUUUAUUUUCAGUAUUAUUGGAUUAAUUGACAACGUAAAACAAAGUGAUAUUAACAUUGACAAAAUGACAAAUGUCAUAUUUAUUUAUAUGAAUUAUUUAUGUGCGGCAAUUAAGUUCAUUACAGUACUUUAUUAUGAUGAAAUUCUAAGUAAAAUAAUUUCCGUUACGUUUGAUGAUUUUUUCAAAAGUGAACUUUGUCAAACAAAAAUUAGUCUACUUAAAGAAAAAAUCAGAAAAACACAAAUUAUGUCCUUUAUGUAUGCUACUGCUUUUUGUGUAGUUUUUAUUUCGUGGAUGAUUGUUCCUAUUGCUGCUAAUUUGUACAUACAUCAACAUUUCAAUAUUACAACACGUUUAAAUUGUUUAAAUUUAUUUUAUCCCGUUUCUCAACUAACGUAUGAUAAAUACUAUUAUAUAUUUUAUUUAAAUGAACUCAUAUGGGCAAUUUGGGUUAUUUGGAUGAUAGUUACUUUUGAUUCCCUAAAUUGGUCAUUAUGUCAGAUAAUUUCAACUCGAUAUGCAAUCGUAUUUUCAGCUUUUGCAAAAUUGAACACCGACAAUGAAAAUAAAACAAACUAUGACAAUAUUGAACACUUGAUUUCAGACAAUCAACGAUUAAAUAGGUACACUAAAAAAUUCUUUACUGUCAUUCGUCCUGUUAUAUUAUUUCAAAUAGCUAAUGGUACAUUUUCGAUUGUGGCUUCCACAUAUUUUAUUUCUGCGCAACUAAUAUCCAAUUCUAUUAAUAUGUAUGAAUUUUCUAAAUACUUUAUAGUAAUGAUUGUAAUGGAAGUUCAAGUAUUCCAAUACACAAAAUGUUUAAAUGAAAUUGACAUAAAGAGAGACAGUAUAAAUUUUGGAAUUUACAGUAGUAACUGGAUGACAUCCAGUACACGAAUGAAAAAAACACUUUUACAAGUUAUGAUGAUAAAUAACGCUAAUAAUUUAAAAAUUAAAGCAACACCUGAAAAAAUGAUCAAUUUGAAAUUCUUCUUAAGUAUGGUCAAAACAUCGUACUCUGUCGUAUCAGUCAUGUUAAAUGUCAAGUUUCGAUAAUUAUUGUUAUUAUAAGCUAUAUUUAAUAGUUUUUAAAGAUUUAGUUAGAUUUUUUAUACUGAUGAAUUUCAGUUUAGUAGAAAAUUCACUUUAGUUAUAUAAUAUUUUGAUUCUGUAUAUGUUAAUA
This is a messenger RNA of Daktulosphaira vitifoliae (grape phylloxera), 1876 nucleotides long. RefSeq lists its product as uncharacterized. The record is from RefSeq and is a predicted model, not a curated record. Gene Ontology annotation, cellular component: plasma membrane. The transcript is spliced from 8 exons. Gene Ontology annotation, biological process: sensory perception of smell; detection of chemical stimulus involved in sensory perception of smell. Gene Ontology annotation, molecular function: olfactory receptor activity; odorant binding. NCBI's taxonomy places the organism in Eukaryota, Metazoa, Arthropoda, Insecta, Hemiptera, Phylloxeridae. Bases 592 to 1749 code for a protein of 385 amino acids.